UCACUAUUAAAAUUCCGAUACCCACACGUCUUUCCUGGAUCUUCAGCCUUAGUAAAUUUGUUCCAAAAUCUUUGAUUCCAUUUCUUUCUUUAUAUAUGUUCAUUUAACCAAAUUAAGGAUACAAAUUCUCAUCACGACUCCUCCGGACUUGCGUUAUAUAUGCGUAAAGACGUGCAUGAAGUGCCAAGAACCCAAGUCUGAGCACUCUCAGACUUCUUACAAACCUACUCUCACAAAGAAGAAGAAGAAGCCAUGGGCUUCAAGAACCCUUCUUUACGGAUCUUUUUCUCCAUCUACAUUAUAUUCCACGCUUUCCUCGUCCCUCCAGCGACGUCGUCUCCCUCCGCCAUUGCCAAUGCCAGCAGUGGAGGCGGCGGCCACUGGAUUCUCCUGCACCGAAGUAUUGGCAUUUCGGCCAUGCACAUGCAAGUGAUGAAGAACAACAAGGUCGUCAUCUUCGACCGCACCAACUUUGGCCCCUCCAACAUCUCACUACCCAAUGGCCGUUGCCGCUUCAAUCCUCGCGACAUGGCUUUGAAAGUCGACUGCACCGCACAUUCCGUCCUUUACGACGUCGCUUCCAACUCCUUCCGGCCCCUCACCGUCCAGACCGACACCUGGUGCUCCUCCGCCGCUGUCGACUCCUUCGGCACCCUCAUCCAAACCGGCGGCUUCAAUGAUGGCUACAACAAACUCCGAAUUUUCACCCCCUGCGACGACGAUCGCUGCGACUGGAUCGAGGUCGCUGUUCCUUUAAGUAACAGUCGCUGGUAUGCCUCUAAUCAGAUUCUCCCCGACGGUCGCAUUAUCAUCGUUGGUGGUCGUUCAGUUUUCACCUACGAGUUUGUCCCCAAGAAUUCAGGAAACGACAAUGGGUCAUAUUACUUUAGGUUCUUGAGAGAGACGAGGGACUCCGGACAUGGAGAAGAGAAUAAUCUUUAUCCCUUCUUGCAUCUCUUGCCGGACGGGAAUCUCUUCGUCUUCGCCAAUAAACGCUCCGUUUUGUUCGAUUACAUGCGGAAUCGGGUCGUCAGAGAGUACCCGGUUAUGCCCGGUGACGAGAAACGAAACUACCCGAGUACCGGGUCGUCGGUUUUGCUCCCCUUGAACUUAACCGGGUUGGUAGACACGACCAGGUUGCCCGAUGCAGAGGUGAUGGUGUGUGGCGGAGCUUUCCCAGGCGCGUUUCCUUUGGCUGAUAAGAAGAAAGUGUUUGUGGAAGCAUCGAGAAGUUGCGGAAGGAUCCGUGUGACCGACCCGAAUCCGAAAUGGGUCACGGAGAAGAUGCCCAUGCCCCGGGUCAUGCCCGACAUGUUGAUAUUACCCACCGGUGAUGUGAUCAUCCUCAACGGUGCUCGCAAUGGGACGGCCGGGUGGGAGAAUGCAGCGAACCCGGCAUGGAACCCGGUUCUCUACAAGCCGAACGAGCCCGACCAGAAUGAUAGAUUCGAAGUAUUGAACCCCACAAAAACUGCACGGAUGUAUCACUCGUCGGCGGUGCUGUUGCCGGACGGAAGAAUAUUAGUGGGAGGGAGUAACCCACAUAGAUUGUACGACUUCAAAGCGUACCCGCACCCGACGGAUUUGAGCUUGGAGGCAUAUUACCCCAGUUACUUGGACCCGAAAUUCAGUCCUCUGCGACCAACCAUUAUAGCUAUAGAGGCGGCGAACAAUAGGGCGUCGUACGAGGAGACUUUCUCGGUGACGUUAUCGUUGCAAGAGUACCACGGAGCAGGGGGGGUUGUCGUUGCACUAGUGGCGCCGUCGUUUACGACGCACUCGUUCGCGAUGAAUCAGAGGAUGUUGGCGUUGGAUGUGGUGGUUGUGGAGAGGGUGGCCCCACAUGCUUACAGGGUUACGGCGCGUGGGCCCCCGUCACCUAAUUUCGCCCCACCUGGCUACUACAUGCUUUACGUUGUCCACGCUGGAAUUCCUAGUGUUGCCGUUUGGCUUCAGGUUAAGUAAGUCCACGUGAUCAUAGCUCUUGAUUAUGUGCCUAUCUUCUUGAUGUUUUUUUGACCCCUAAGUUAUCAAGCAGUAUCGAUAGAUCGAUCAAUUUUAUCCGAGCUGUUCUUUAAUCUGUAUGUUUUUUUGUUCAGGAUUUAUGGAGUUUUUAAUAUUUGAUGAGGAGCAUAUGAUUUUUCCUGGUGUGAGCGUAAAAUAAAAAAUUUUUUCUUCCUUACUUUUUUUUUAAUAGAAAAUUGAGGAGCUAGCAUAUAAAAUGUGUUUCGCGAAGUUUAUGCA
Prosopis cineraria is the source of this 2244-nucleotide messenger RNA. Its product is annotated as aldehyde oxidase GLOX. The record is from RefSeq and is a predicted model, not a curated record. Bases 253 to 1965 code for a protein of 570 amino acids. Lineage: Eukaryota; Viridiplantae; Streptophyta; Magnoliopsida; Fabales; Fabaceae. The transcript has a single exon.